CCCCACUCCGCCCCCGCGGGCAGUCAGCGCUUAGUCACGUGUGGAAUCAAGAAAGAGAUUUCUUCAUCUGUGUAAACCUCUCCAGGCCGGCUAAGGCUGCAGGGGUGCAGCCCUCGGCCUCUGAGGGCUAAGAUCACACUGAAGUCCACAAUGCAGCUCAGGGAGGACUGUGGCUGGACUUACGCCUUGGUGACCCUCAGUCUGCUGACCCUCAGGCUGUCGGCCGGCCAGAAGUGCCUGUCCCAGAGCCUAGAAGACAUGGUCAUUGAUAUCCAGUCGUCGCUUGCGAGAGGCAUCAGGGGCAACGAGCCCACCCAUGUCGCUUCUCAGGAGGACUGCCUCAACAGCUGCUGUUCCACCAGGAACAUCGCAGGGGACAAAGCGUGCAAUCUGAUGAUUUUCGACGCCCGGAAAGCAGCUGGACAGCCCAACUGUUACCUGUUCUUCUGUCCCCAGGAGGUGUCGUGUCCCCUCAAGACUGCGGCAGUGGGACUCAGCACACACAGAGUAAUCCCAGAUGCCCGCACGUCGAUGGGAGCUGCCGUGCGACCUCAAGAGUUGGCAGCCGAAGACCCCUCCCCUGGCCGGGCCUCAGUCACCCCCUCCACCCUGGGGCCCACCCACCCAGGGCCUACCCACCCCUCGGGCAGGGGUGCGUCUUCUCAGAUGCCCGAAACCUCAAGUCACUGGCAGCAGCUCCUCCAAACGUACCCCUGGGGGCCACGGGGGCCCCAGGGUCGCUCCCAAGGUCCCCUGCCAUUCUCUGCCCCUUCUCCCUCGACACCCGGACGGGCCACUCCCAGCCAGCCUGCAGUCUCAGCCCCUGUCACCCCUGAGCCCCCUGCAGCCCCCCAGCCCUCCCAUACUCCGGGGACCCCGCAGACACCCCCUGCGCCUUCCCAGUCCCCCACAGCUCCCGUGUCUGCAGAUUUGCCACACGCAGUGACUUCGGCAGCAGUGGUUCCCAGCACCCUCUUUCUGGCUCCCGGGGAGGAGGUGCAGGGCACCUGGGAAGCAGAGGCCCCAGGAGCCACAUCCAGGCCCGUGCCAGGCCCUACCACCCUCUCCCCGGCCUGGGGACACGGGGAAGCCAGGGGGUACCCCUCCCCCCCUCUGGGGGGCGCUCAGCAGAGCCGGGGUGGCCUCCCCUUUGAGAGGUGGCUGUUACUGGGCACCCUGCUGUCGGGUGUUCUGCUGCUGGCCCUGGGCCUCCUCCUGUUGGGCAGGGCGCUGCUCCAGGCCCUUCGUACCAGGCCCUACUCCCGCCUCGACUACCUGAUCAACGGCAUCUACGUGGGCAUCUGAGGGACGCCACGGGACGCCCACCCGCGGGUCCUCUCCUACCACUUGAGCCACAACGCCACUUCUGGCCAUUUU
Messenger RNA from Perognathus longimembris pacificus (Pacific pocket mouse), 1377 nucleotides. It is a transcript of the gene Mansc1, whose product is annotated as MANSC domain containing 1. Bases 151 to 1305 code for a protein of 384 amino acids. The transcript has 5 exons. NCBI's taxonomy places the organism in Eukaryota, Metazoa, Chordata, Mammalia, Rodentia, Heteromyidae. The record is from RefSeq and is a predicted model, not a curated record.